This is a messenger RNA of Prunus persica (peach), 917 nucleotides long. RefSeq names its product transcription factor RF2a. Lineage: Eukaryota; Viridiplantae; Streptophyta; Magnoliopsida; Rosales; Rosaceae. Gene Ontology annotation, molecular function: DNA-binding transcription factor activity. Gene Ontology annotation, cellular component: nucleus. The coding region runs from base 200 to 610 and encodes 136 amino acids. Gene Ontology annotation, biological process: regulation of DNA-templated transcription. The record is from RefSeq and is a predicted model, not a curated record. The transcript is spliced from 4 exons.
UGUUAUGGGAAUAAAUCCAAUAAUUUUGAACUGUCACCAACCUGACAGUAUAUAAUAAGGUUGUCAUCACACUCAAGUUUCCACAUCAGUUUCUUGCAAAACAUUUUCGUUUUCCUCUUAUCUUCUCUUGUUUCCUUCCUAUGAAACUUACAUGUAUUGACUGUUUCUAGUGUGGUAAAAACUCUAUUGCAUUAGCACUAUGGCUGAUUCAACUCCCCCCAAAAAUCACAGCGCUAGCUCAAUCACCAGCAUGAAGAAAAACCCUCCUGCAGUUCUUGCAGACAUGGCCCGACACGAUCCAAAGCGGGCGAAGAGGAUUAUGACGAACAGGAGGUCAGCUAUGAAGGCAAAGCAGAGGAAGAAGAUGUAUGUUAGUGCGCUUGAAUAUAACUUGGAAAGGUUGUACUGUGAAGCGGCUGCUCUGUCUGCUCGGUUGAAUCUAUGGAUGACAGAUGCCCUUUACAUACAUGCAGACAACAAGAGACUGAGGCAAUGCCUGCACCAUAUUGUGCAACAAAUUCGAUUGCAAGACACCUUGAUGGAUGAGACUCAAAAAGAGAUUCAAGAUCUGAAAAGAAUUGUUUGGUCACACAAGACCUCAAAAAAUUGAAUGGAGAGAUUGGUCUGGAUGAAGGGACUCUGAGCAACUUCUACUCAUCUUCUUGAAAAACAGCAAUAAUAUGUAAUUGAAUCAGCCCUUAGCCACACAGAUGUUUUCUUCACAACUUCAGUAUGAUCUUGAACAGCAGCUGGAGCAACAUUGUUCCAGUGGAAAUUAUUUUCUGAAUCCAAAAUGGUUAUGUUUUUUCAUCAACAUCGUCGACAUUGUCCUUACAUUGUCAACAUAAUAUGUGUUUCUUGUGUGGCUGUGUCAUUCAAAUUUGUUUACUAGAAUGGAUUUUGCCUCAGUAAAAUAA